AUGUAUGACAACAUCUCUGAUUUCACAAGAUAUGAUGACGACCAUGAUCCCGAACACGGUGAAGAAGAAGUUUUACAAACAUCCAUUAAGACAGGAAAGGUUUUAACACAAAGUCUCAUUAUUGACACUAAAGAUGGCGAAGUGGACGUUCUUCAAGAGCUGAAGAAAAAUACUUCUUCGGGAGGUGGUGGUAGGCAUGAACUUGAAAUAAAUGAGAUAGAAGAGAAAUUAGCCGAAAAAGCAGAUAAAAACCACGUUCAUUAUAUAACUUCAGACGAACAGAUUAUAACAGACUACCAUGGAUAUUUAACACGAAGUGAUGAAGCGAAGACAAAAAAUGUUAAUGAAAGAAGAUAUAAAUACAUUCGUGCUAAAGGUUAUGACAUAAGCUGUACUGUACAGUAUGAUGUAGCUAAAGCACCAGAAGCAUUUGGUUAUACCGGUGAAAUUUAUGCCUCUACUUUCAAUGUUAACGGUGUAUUAGUUGAACCAAGAUUUACAUUGAGAGUUAAGGCAAAAAUAACGUUUGAAGAUGCUAUUAAAAGUAAAGCUGACAAAGAUGAACUCGAAGCAAUGAACAAAGUUUUGAAAUCUCAUAAACACAACAUCUCCGAUAUAAAUGAACUUCAAGCUACAUUAGACAGUAAAGCCGACAAGAACCAUACACAUAAAUCCUUCACUACUGUUAGAGCAGACGACAUAAUAUUGAACUUUGACCUUGGUUCAAGUGCACCAUUAGAAAAUCCAAGUACAAGCGUAAAAGAUACUCUUAACAAUUUAGAUAAGAGUUGCAGGAAUAUCGAAGAUCAUGCCAGAAACUUUGAAGCAUAUGAACUACCAACAAUGUUAGAUAAGAAAGCCGACAAGAACCAUACACAUAAAUCCUUCACUACUGUUAGAGCAGACGACAUAAUAUUGAACUUUGACCUUGGUUCAAGUGCACCAUUAGAAAAUCCAAGUACAAGCGUAAAAGAUACUCUUAACAAUUUAGAUAAGA
Messenger RNA from Trichomonas vaginalis G3, 997 nucleotides. RefSeq names its product keratin-associated protein family. Lineage: Eukaryota; Parabasalia; Trichomonadida; Trichomonadidae. The annotation marks the transcript as partial. The transcript has a single exon. The record is from RefSeq and is a predicted model, not a curated record.